Messenger RNA from Dinoponera quadriceps, 2437 nucleotides. It is a transcript of the gene AsnS, whose product is annotated as asparagine synthetase [glutamine-hydrolyzing]. The transcript has 10 exons. Gene Ontology annotation, cellular component: cytosol. NCBI's taxonomy places the organism in Eukaryota, Metazoa, Arthropoda, Insecta, Hymenoptera, Formicidae. Bases 577 to 2280 code for a protein of 567 amino acids. The record is from RefSeq and is a predicted model, not a curated record. Gene Ontology annotation, molecular function: asparagine synthase (glutamine-hydrolyzing) activity.
UGUUCUUUUUAGCUGAAUUGGCUGCACCAAUGACGAAAGAAAUAUCGGUACCCAUUCGAACUGACGUAUAAAAUUCAGCGAUGCACUCGAAUCUUUCAUUCCGAUACGCGAUAGAGCGUUCGGAUCAUCGACUUAUCGCUCUCAGAUAAGAGGUUAGUUCGUUUCGGUUAACUGACCAGGUUGCGUUCGAUUUGGAUACUCAUGCGCUGUAAAGCGUCAGUCUGUCUUUAUUGUUCAUUACAUGCCAGAGGAAAAUAGAAUGACGCUUACUGCGCGCGGCAGUUAAGGCGCGAACGCAGUCCGACAUUCGAUUACUUCCCUCUUACUCGCUCUUGAAUGUGGAACGUAUAUCUGUUUCACUGCAAGUGACAGGAAGUGUUGCUGAUAUUUGCAAACGAGUUGCCGCUGAAUCGUCUAAAAGCAUUCCUCGCAGCUGUAACUUCAAUACUUCAGCAUUAUUGCAUCAGCAGCGGUUCAGUACUGCACGUGUAUGUGAACGGCCGCAUGUGCCAUACCUAUUUAGAAACCUCAGUAUAUCGCAAUUAAGGAUAAAGGAAAAUCAGUAAUAUUGGCAAUAUGUGUGGGAUUUGGGCACUAUUUGGUUUGGACACGGAUCCUUUGACUUGUAUCUGCGAAAAUUUCGACAAAAUAUCGCACCGUGGCCCGGAAGCUUUUAAGAUUGAAUUUGAUAACAGGGUCAAGAAUGGAUAUCUGGGAUUUCAUAGAUUGGCUAUUGUCGACGGUCUGUAUGGAAUGCAGCCAAUGAGAAUUUGCAGGUAUCCUCAUCUCUUUCUUCUGUCCAAUGGGGAGUUAUACAACUGGAAGAAAAUAGGAAAACAAUAUGACUUUGAAUACACUACUAAAUGCGAUGUCGAGGUCAUUAUGCAUUUAUACGCUCACGGUGGUGCCGAUAAAGUAGCUCGAUCCUUGGACGGUGUAUUUGCAUUUUGCUUAAUGGAUGUUGACAAAAGAAGAGUUCUAAUUGGCAGAGAUCCGUACGGUGUAAGGCCGCUAUUUAGAUUACGUUCGGAUGAUGGCCAAUUAGCCAUUUGUUCAGAGAGCAAGGGUUUAAUGGCAAUAUCAAAACGCAUAAAUGGCAAAUCGGUUCUAGAACCAUUCCCUCCCGGUCAUUAUGAAGAAUAUGAAAUUUUAAAUGACGGUCGAACCAAGUUUUUGAAAUGCGUCAAUUAUCAUAAACCUGGCGACAAACCUUCCUUUCAAGUGCAUACUCCUUGGGUUGCUUUGAACCCGAAAGAUAUUUAUGGCAAUAUUCAAAAGUUACUUUCGGCAGCUGUGGAAAAACGACUAAUGGGCGACAGACGAAUAGGGUGUCUACUAUCAGGUGGGCUAGAUUCUAGUUUAAUCGCAGCUUUACUGAUGAAGCAAGCAAAAGAACAUAAUCUACCGUACAAAAUACAAAGUUUUGCGAUAGGUAUGGGAGACAGUCCAGAUAUCAUUGCUGCCAGACAGGUCGCAGAAUACAUCGGGACUGAACAUCAUGAAAUUAUUUUUACACAGCAGGAUGUAAUUGAUGUAUUGGACAUAGUUAUUUAUUCUCUAGAGACAUACGACAUCACUACCAUCCGAGCCUCGAUUGGAAUGUACAUCCUCUCGAGAUACAUAAAGCGAAAUACGGAGACAACUGUGAUCUUCAGUGGGGAAGGUGCAGAUGAAUUAGCCCAAGGCUACAUCUACUUCAGAGACGCGCCUAAUGCAGCGGACGCACACAACGAAUCUCUUCGAUUGUUAAAGGAUAUUUAUUUAUACGAUGGUUUGAGAGCAGAUAGAACGACCAGUGCUUUUAGUUUAGAGCUCAGAGUUCCAUUCUUGGAUCUUCAGUUCACCAAUUAUUAUUUAUCGUUGGAUUCUGGAAGUAGACAGCCCCAAGAUGGAAUCGAAAAACACUUGUUAAGAUCUGCAUUUGAUGGAACUGGUUUACUACCUGCCAAUAUACUUUGGAGACAUAAGGAAGCUUUCAGCGAUGGCGUCGCUUCCAUUAAGAAAUCUUUGUUCCAAAUAAUCCAGGAAAUCGUAGAGGAUCGUGUUCAGGAUAAAGAUCUGGAAGAAGCUUGCGUUAAAUAUCCUCAUUGCACACCAAAGACAAAGGAAGCGCUCUAUUAUAGAAAUGUUUUCGAGUCACAUUAUGAAGGACAGGCGGAAAGUUUUACGCCCUACUUCUGGAUGCCACGCUGGGUGAAGGGUGUCACCGACCCAUCUGCAAGAUUUAUUACUCACUAUGCCGCCAACUCCGAUAAGAAAAUCGGAAAAAAAGCGGCUUAGUAAAUAGAUACUGGGUAUAUACACACAUGCACCGCAAGAUCUGCUUUAUUAGAAAAUAGAUAAAAUUGCCUUAUAAAUAUGUUGGGUAUUUCAUAAAUAUUCGCUCGAUAUUUGUGCAUGUUUGUAAUAUAAGAUAAACGAAUGUUUUCACAAGGUA